AUGCGACUGCCAGCCGGCCAUGCAAUAUGGCUAGCGUUGGAAGUUGCGAUCGUUUUGGAGACGGCGAUACGGGUCAAUGGAAUCUAUCAGGUGAGAAAAAAAAUAAAAUAAAAAAAUAUUGUAAUUUUUUACCUGAGGGAUGCUGUCUGUCGGGAAAAUAAUGACCAAUUUGUCGCAUCGAAAAUCGCAUCGUUGCCGAGAAAAUGAAUUGUGUCGCGGCAAAAUCGAAUUGCUUUUCAGCGACGAGAUUUUGAUACGACAAAGUGUUCACUAUUUUCCCGACAGAGUAGUAGCAAUAUCACCGCAAAAUGGUUUUAAAAUACGCUAUUAUUUAAUUCAGCUAUGAUAUUUUUUACUUUCAAGCGUUUCAGAUUACGCCGGAGAAACCGUUGGAGUUCAAGAUCCAGAGUUGUUCGUCGGAUCAAAAUCCAAUGAGAGAGGAGACGAUGCUGGUUGGUUUCUUGGGAUUUUCACAGUCGGUUUGCGAUGUUUGGGAAAAACGAAAUUAUUUUCUUACAAUUAGCUUUUAUGACCUAGGCUAGCGGAAAAAUAAGUGUAUAUUUUCGAGGCCGAAGUUUUCGGGUCAACGCAAAAUCGAUCCAUACGUGGCGUAGGGCAGUCAGUUUUCAUGACCGUGAGCUAUUAUCACAACGAAAAAUUCCCUAAUCGACUACGCUCCUUAUACCAUAACUAGAAGCCUUUUUAACCUUUUUUCAGUUCUUCCCAACCAACGUCCGUUACUGCGCGUCAGUGCGAACGACCAAAAACGGAGUGUCUUAUGUCAGAGACAAGGGUAAAACCUCCUAUUUGAAGCCAGUCGUCCAUGUCACCAUUCACGAAAUCGGAUCGCCACAUGAGUGCGAGAUCGAGUACAUUGUAAGUACAUCCCUGAUUUGUACUUUACGCAGGUUUUUGCCUUCAGGGAUACGGCGGAGAAUAUCGAAUAUCGCCGGACCUCGGAUUCUACAGCACUUGUUCGAAACCAAUAUCAAAAUAUAUAAAUGAGCUUGCCCUGGGUUCGGAGAACCCGCAAUUCAACAUUACAAUGAGUUCCUGCCCCAUUCACAGCCUGCCAAGGAGAUAUAAGGUGGGCAAUGCCGGCUCGAUGACACUUAAAAUUGCUUGCAGAAGUGACCCAUGUGCAACACUCAAUUUUUUUUAGGAUUUUCAAGGCACAGGCCACAUAGCAAAUCCUAGAAGUUUUAGCACGCGCUUUGUAGAGGCAGACACGAUGUUCUGCGAUCUUUGCGCUCGAGAGAGUACGUAAAACGCUAAGAGCGGGCAGAGAAAGGAUCACUUUUUGGCCGAAUCGUUUUCAGUUUUUUCAUAGGAAAAUUUGAUUUUUGUUGAAAACAUCUCCACAGUGGAAAAAUUAUUUCUCUCAUGGGCAGUUCUCCGCAUUUCGCGUACUUUCUCAACCGAAAAGUUCGUUGAAAAUCUCGCACUUGCGUUAGCCAAAUUUUGAGUGGUUGGUGUGGGUGUAGUCUAGACAGGUCACGUAUACUAAAGUUGAGAAAAAUCAUACCUUCAGGGACCUUAGUUUUCUACCUUGCAGCUUCUACCCGACAGAAUCUCUCAUAUUUCGCUGGAAAACAAAUAAUUUAUUAAUCUUUCAGGACUACCUCUCUUGCGAUCUUGUUCGCCAUCGCUGGUAUGAGUUGACUUUCCACAGUUACAUUAGAUACGAGGUUUUCCAUAAAAGGAAGUACUUCCAAGCCUGGUCCAACCAUUCCACUGUUUUCAUGUUCAAGCCGGACAAUUUCAUUGAAAGAACGGGAAAUGAAUUGGAUUGGCUUCAACGACUCAUAUCACUCGAGGCUACGUGAGUUUUUGAGAAUGAAAAGAUUGAAAUUUUUUUAAAAUACGGCAUUGGUAGCAUAUGUGUGAAAAAAAUAUGCUUUUUUACAUUUGUUUUUUUUUAAAUUUUUGAAAAUAUUUUUCAAAUUUUUCAAUUUAUACAGUCAAAAACACUGCCAAAAAGUCCGAUAUUUGAUCCGAGUUGAUGAUGCCUGGCCACUGCCAAUCACAGUUUUUAUCGAUUAUCGAAUCCGCGAAGGGAAUUACAUAAAAUACUCUCAACAUUUGGGAAAUGGCACAAUUGAUCAAUGGUUUAGUGGAAGUUUUGCCAUCCGGAAGUCGGAUCGAGUCCAAGAGAUUUGCGUUCAAGUGAGUUGAUUUUCAAGGGAAGUAAAUGAGUACCCUCUACUUUCAGCUAGUCUGGCGUGGCUCGCGCAACCGUUUCCGCCUUUGCCGAACCUUCCUUCAACCAGGUGAAUGUCCGUUCCCACCAAGUUCCGCGUCCUUGCCAACGUUCUCUGUAUUGCCUCUACUUUCGGCUUUUGUCUUACCGCUUCUACAUCCCAUAUAA
This is a messenger RNA of Bursaphelenchus xylophilus (pine wood nematode), 2368 nucleotides long. The record is from the annotation of a GenBank genome assembly. NCBI's taxonomy places the organism in Eukaryota, Metazoa, Nematoda, Chromadorea, Rhabditida, Aphelenchoididae.